AUGGCGUCGCCGGAGGAGACUGGCGGCGGGAGCGGGAGUUGGAGCAGCAACAACAACAACAUCGAUUUGGAAGAAGCCCAGAAGAUAAUUCUCCGAUGGGACUCCUCGGCUUCGGAAGAAGCUCGCGAAAAGAUGAUCUUCGACGGCGACCGUCACGAGGCGGAUCGCUACUUGCUGGCGGUCGAUGAAAUCCAGCGCUCCAUGUCCUCCGCUUCCAUCUCCGCCACCGCCGCAGCCGCCGACGGCGGCAAUGGAGAAGACAGCAGCAAAGACCAGGCUCAAGAUAAAGUCAACUCUGCCAUCCAGAUCGCCAUGGCUCGACUCGAGGACGAGUUCCGCAACAUCCUCCUCAGCCACACCGCCCCAAUCGAAGAGGACGCCCUCACCGAUAACCCCGCCGCCGCCGCCGCCGAGUCCUCCUCCUCCACCUCCGCCGCAGAAUCCUCCACCGCGGCUGCCGAAUCGGGGGAAGAAGAUCGCCUAUCCAGCAGCGGAGGCAGCGGUUCGCAAGUCCUCGAGGAGACCAAUCUCAACCUCUCAGAUCCAAUCCCCCGCACCGGCUCCUCCGUCAGCAACAGCUCCGGCAGCUACCGAUCGACGAGCAGCAUCAAGGAGCUCGAUCUGAUUCCAGAGCUAGCGGUUUACGACCUUCGUUCCAUCGCCGAACGGAUGAUCUCCGCCGGAUACCUCCGCGAGUGUAUCCAGGUCUACGGCAGCGUCCGCAAAUCCGCCGUCGAUUCCAGCUUCCGCCGCCUAGGGAUCGAGAAGCUCAGCAUCGGGGACAUCCAGCGCCUCGAGUGGGACGCCCUCGAGAGCAAGAUCAGGCGGUGGAUUCGCGCCGCCAAGGUCUGUGUCAGAAUCCUAUUCGCCAGUGAGAAGAAGCUCUGCGAGCAGAUUUUCGACGGAAUCGAGACGGCCGCCGUCGACGAAGCGUGCUUCGUCGAAACCGUAAAAGGCCCUGCAGUCCAGCUCUUCAAUUUCGCCGAAGCAGUCAGCAUCAGCCGCCGCUCGCCGGAGAAAAUGUUCAAAAUCCUCGACCUUCACGAUGCUCUAGUCGACCUAAUGCCAGACAUCGAAUCGGUUUUCGACGCAAAAUCGGCCGAUUCUAUUCGAGUUCAAGCGGCCGAGAUCCUCUCCCGACUCGCCGAGGCAGCUAGAGGGAUACUCUCCGAGUUCGAGAACGCAGUCCUCAGAGAGCCUUCCAAAAUUCCGGUCCCCGGAGGGACAAUUCAUCCAUUGACGAGGUACGUGAUGAACUACAUUAGCUUGAUCUCCGAUUACAAGCAGACAUUGAUCGAGCUCAUAAUGUCGAAACCCUCCACGGGUUCGAGAUACUCCGGGGAUCCCACGACCCCUGACAUGGAAUUCGCCGAGCUAGAAUCAAAACCACCACUUGCGCUGCACUUGAUAUGGAUCAUUGUCAUUCUCCAAUUCAACCUUGAUGGGAAAUCCAAGCUUUACAAAGAUGUAUCAUUAGCGCAUCUCUUCAUGAUGAACAAUGUGCACUACAUUGUUCAGAAGGUGAAAGGGUCGAUGGAGUUGAGAGAAAUGAUUGGAGAUGAUUACCUCAGGAAGCUAACGGGGAAGUUUAGGCAGUCAGCGACGAAUUACCAGAGGGCGACUUGGGUUGGGGUCUUGUACUGCUUGAGAGAUGAAGGUUUGCAUGUGAGUGGGAGCUUUUCGUCUGGUGUUUCAAAGAGUGCAUUGAGGGAGAGGUUCAAGAGCUUCAAUGGCAUGUUUGAGGAGGUUCAUAGGACUCAGGCGACUUGGUUGAUACCCGAUACUCAGCUUCGAGAGGAGCUGAGGAUUUCGAUAUCUGAACAUUUGAUUCCAGCUUAUCGAUCGUUUUUGGGGAGGUUCAGGAGUCACAUUGAGAGUGGGAGGCAUCCAGAGAACUAUAUCAAGUACUCGGUCGAGGAUUUGGAAAGUGCGGUGCUGGAUUUCUUCGAGGGCUGCCCUGUUUCGCAGCACUCAAGGAAGAGGUCUCAGUGA
Molecule: messenger RNA, 1992 nt
Organism: Linum tenue
Lineage: Eukaryota; Viridiplantae; Streptophyta; Magnoliopsida; Malpighiales; Linaceae
Source: the annotation of a GenBank genome assembly